Molecule: messenger RNA, 815 nt
Organism: Athalia rosae (coleseed sawfly)
Lineage: Eukaryota; Metazoa; Arthropoda; Insecta; Hymenoptera; Athaliidae
Exons: 2
Coding region: 240-554 (104 amino acids)
Source: RefSeq, a predicted model, not a curated record
UGAGGACACGAACGGAGCGGUCGCAUAAUUUCGAUCCGUCGUUUCCUCACCAGCACACAGGUGUUUGUUAGCGGCGUCGAGAUCAGGCAGAGGAAAGAGAGGAAGGUGACAAAAGAGAAGAGAAGAAAAAAGAAGCCCAAGAUUUUUCCUCGAUUCGGAACGCGAAAUUGCGCCGACGAUGAUAUCGACGUUGGUUUAUCGCGGCGCGGUGCUGAUUCAGCGAGCAAAAAGCCAUUUCUAUGCCUUUUUGCGGUUUGCGCCAACUGGUGGUUAGCUCAUUGUCAGGCCUAACCCGCGCCUACUUCUUCGGGAUCGACGUCUUAUGCGUUAAAUCACGACUGACACUCGAUCGAUCCGGCGGUACAACGCAGCCCAGUCCGCCAGAUCCGAGUGCGAACGUACAAACUUAUGCGAACCGACACUGGUGCAUAUCCAAUUUCCGCACAAGCGCACGCCCACGUUGGACUCAGAGAUUGAUCACGUGGAUGCACGAAUGUACAGAGACGGUACACGUGGAGUGCCCAAAAACCAUGAUUGAUUCAGUUGUGAGUUAGAGAAAAUGACUUUGAUUUUUUUACGAAGAAACAAUCUUCGUGUCGAUGCGAGAGGAGUAAGAGGAGCCACUGCAUCUAUUGCGGGAGUUAUGUAAUUGUCCGUGACGACGUCCGCUUCGUUACAUGUAUCAUUUUCACGCGCGUUCUCCUGCGGAUGAAGAUGCGGUCGGAGAAUAAGGAAAAAUUGACACGCUGAUUCGAUUCCGAAAAGUACAUAAAAAGUAAUUAUAUACACGCUGACGAGUAUAAAUAACUUUUAGA